GCCACUACACGAACAUAGUGACGUAAGCACGCAUCACGUGACUCCUGGCGAGGGAACCAGGGAACAGCCGCGAUACUUUUACUUUGAAAGGUCGAGUCGUCUCAUGCGCAACAUCUCGGGAGACGCCAGAGCAGCUAAUAACGUGCGGAAAGGAAACACUGGAUCACAUAUUUUGACGUUUAUUUGGAUUUUUAUCAGAAUUGCAAGCACUGCCUGACACUUACAGGGUAAAACAGGGUUAAUGUAACCUCUGCGCACGUUUUAAACAGCUAGUUACGCCCCCUUUACCUAGCCCGGACAGCUAACGUUAACAGCCUGUCGAGUAGUACAAUAGCCUGUGAGCCUUGAAGAGAUUUCCAAAGCCGAGGGUCCAGGAUGCGAGAGGAUUAUUUUUGAGGAACGACCCCCAUCCACGGUAAGUCACGGAACCUGAAGAGUUGACAGUCUGUGAAUCAGCGGGUCUCUGUUCUUGCUAUGCUAACGCUAGCUGCUUUCUCCAGUUAAAGACAGUAUGGGGCUAAUUAGCUUCAAAGUUAGCACGAAUACCCCCACCUGUCUCAUGGUAACGCAGAAGCUAAGACAGUUGUGAGCUUUGAAUGUUGAUACAAUAAGACAGCCUAUAAUAGAAGACAAUUUAAGCAACAUGAACAGUGUAACAUUAGUUGGUUGUAUUAAUAAAGGCUGUAGCCUGUAAUGCUGCUGUGCUAAUAUGUGAGCUAAUAUAACAACGUGUUUCUUGUCCGAGCUUUUUCGAUUGGGUCUGUAUUGCCUUUUGUGAAUAUAUAGGCGUUGAAAAGGGUAGGAUGAGACAUUCAAUGAAUGCCUACAGUAUUUUACCCUUAACUGUGUGAAAGGUCACAGGGGGGUAGUGGGUCCUCUCUAUCUGACCCACAUCUGAGUCUGUUAAACAUUCACCCCCUGAUAUAGAGACUGUCAGACUACAAACCUCGGUUACACACUGUCUGAAUGAAGUCUUUAUUACACCAUGAUAAGGCUGCUGCAGUGUCUCUGCAUGGGGAGUUAUUGCAAGUCAUUUGUGUUAGAUUGUCCACUAUGUUCACUUAAAAUAUCAUUCCUAACAUAGUGAAUGAAAUUCAGACUUUCACAAUUUGUAUAUUUCUCAAAUACUCAUACCUUAAUAAUAAUGACAUUGCAAAUCGCUGAUACCAGAACACUGAGGUUUGGAAAUGAACAGUGGAUUUUUCCAAAGGUAAUUAGUAAUCUGUAAAGGACAACAAGAAUUUGAGUAAUGUGGUCAGUUUUAGUAGGGCAGGUUUAGAGCUGGAUAGCAGGCCUGUGAAUUUACUGAUACUGGAGUGUGUUGUGUUACAGUAACCAACCCUAGAGGUUAAUGAAGGCCUUGCCUGAAUCUGAAAAUGAAAGGAGUGUUCAAGGAUGGAAAUCAGUCUUUAGAAGCUGAUGCAACCAAAACUGGAAAGUACUCCAAGGUUUUCAUCCUCGUCUGAAACUUAGCAAUACAAUGGGGUUCAAAACAGACAUAAAGACAUAUACAUGGCAUACCGAACUCGUCAUCUCAAGAGUGAUCAUACAUGUACUGGGACAAUACCGGACAAUAUUGCAACAGGGCGCAAUGAAAUAAUAGGAUGCAGAAAACAGCAGGUGAUUGAGGUGCAAUCUUUAUUAAGGUUCAUGAAUCAAUGUGAACAUGUAUGGAACUGGUCAUGCAGACUUUAGAUAGAUAGAUAGAUAGAUAGAAUUAUGCUGUUUUGUCAGACAUAAUUAUAAUCUUACCUUCCAUAAACAAAUAUCUGGAGCCCAUUGCUGAUCCCCUGUUUACCUGUUUUGUCAAGCCACGUGGAUCCUUGUAGUUAAAGAGACUUUCUAAAAACGUGUUAAUCCCUCUCUUAAAUCAGUAGUAACUUACAUGCGAGAUAAAUUUAUCUGCCUAAUUCACACAGCAGGAAAUUUAACCACACAUGGGAUCAGUCAGGCUAAGCCUCUGACUGAAGAGUUUUCUGUCAGGUCAGGUGUAAGCAGUGCUUCUUGAGUGCAGAUUAAAGUGCAGUCCUGGAACUACUGGCUGUUAUAUCAGGGACAUCGUUACACUACAUUUGUUGUCCACACAUGCACAAGAGAAGGCAAACAAUGUGAGCCUCCCAGAACAGUGUGAGAAAUCUUCACAAAGACUCCUGACAUUAGGAUCUGCAUGUGAUGAACUCAGAGAAAAUGUUGAGAAUGCUUUUGACAUUAACACUUAGGGAGGAAAGAAGUGUCAGGAAGUGUUCUUCCUCCAAGUUUUUUAAUUUUUUUUUUUUAUCAUAUUCAGAUUGCAGAUUGUCUGUGAGGCCAAUGAAACACUAAGAUCUAAGAAGGUUGUCAGUGUCUUUUAAAAACUGAGUAUUCAGAAACCAAGUGAACAGAAAACAUCCUUUAUUAUCCAAGUUUCAGCUAAUCCACAUGCUCAUGCUAGAUUACCUCUGAGAACUCCAUCCAACAAAUGCCCCUGCGUGCAUCAGAGCAGUUUACUGCGACUCAUAUUUACAUUAAAACUGAUUUUUCUCUCUGUAAUCCCCCAUUAUUCAAACAUGAAGAUUACAUAACUGCAUUUAAGCCAAAGGCCAAAUCUAGUUUUACACUUAACAUGGAUCGUCUUAAUCCAGGGGUUGGGUUGGAUAAAGUCAUCUGGCUGUAACCUGGAUAUCCCGACUCUUACAGGGAGAGCUUAAAGGGUUACAAAAUCACCCAGUACUGUACUCAAAAAACCUCUGCUGCAGAAGUUGGUGUCCCGUGUUGUUUAAGUUAAGAGGAACUUCAGAGACACCCAUGGGUGAUCAUAGACUCAUUUCUGUCUUCCUUACAGUGCCAUGUCUCUGGUUUUCACACGACCCAACACCAACCCAGUCCACGGCAAGAAGGAUAAGAGACUGAUGGCGGAAGUGAACGCGUCACCGCUCAAACACUUUGUCACGGCAAAGAAGAAGAUCAAUGGGAUCUUUGAACAGCUGGGGGCCUACAUCAAGGAGAGUGCUUUAUUUCUAGAAGGUAUUGUGCAACCUGUCUUUUGCCCUUUUGGAGAUAAGCACCCAUUUAUCAGGACACUCAGCGUGUAUGUCUAAAUGAACUGCCUGAAGGUCACUUUGCCUAAAUCAUGGUGGCAGCCUCAGUAGGUCAGACUUAUCACAUUUCAGUUUCACUUUUCAUGCAGUGGAGAGAUGGCCAGAGUACACAGCUUAUUCCUCCUAUAAACAUCAUUGCUAUUAAGUCAUGAUCCAGACCUUCAUCUCAUAAUAUAAUCUGAUUGUAAUCCCAACCACAAUCUUAUAAUGUGAAACUAUAUAGUUGCACAAAAAGCUGUGAUUUUCAGUGAAAGUAAAUGUCUGUAAAUGUUGCACAGAACAGAAAGGAACACUGUGCAAAACCUGCAGAGUUAAAGCUGCAGCGUUGCAUGGCAACACAACCAGUUAGAGUCAACACCUGAGGAGUGCCACCACCUUUGCACUGGAGAAGAAUACCUGUGUAAAGUUUAGACUUGAGCUGUCUCUGUUAGCUCUUUGCAGAAAUGUCCUCAUUUUGUAAGAGUACCUUAUAAAAUUAAGGUUUUAAAGAAAUGCUUCUAGACUUACAGAAGUAUCACAUUUCUAAUCUCUUCACAUUUCUGAGGAAUACAUUUAUUUUCAAGAGCAAAAAUACAAAUGAAUUUAAUCUUUAAUUUUAAAAACCAGUUCUGUACAAGCCUUCAUUUAUUUCAAAAAUCCAAAAUGUUGAUUUUAAAUGACUUGAUUGUGUUGACCUCUGUCCAGCAACAAAAUGUGAAAAACCAGCCUGAAUAAUAACUAAAUGAAACUGCAAACUAGGGCUCAUCAUUUAGGGAUCUUUUAUGUUUGGCUUUAUAAAGCAUGCAGCCAAAUUUUCUGUGAAAUUCAAAUGUUGAAAAGAAAAGAUGUUGAAAAUUAUCUGUCAAACUCAAAUAUUUUAGACUGCCAGACUAGUUCAAAGACAUUGAAAACUUGACUGGUAUUGUGAAUUGACAUGUUUCUGCUGAUUUUUUGUGUGUUAGAUACCUACAAAAAUGAAGAACUGGACCCGGUCACUACAGAGGAGCAGGUCCAGGAGGUCCGAGGUUACCUCAACAAGGUGGCAGGGAUUGGAGAAGUGCUCGCUCGCAGGCACAUGAAGGUGGUCUUCUUUGGGAGGUAUUUAUGUUUUUUUUCUCUCUUCAGUUAUUUUUUUAAUUGAUUUUCAGUCAGAAUUACUUUAUUUAAUGUUUCCACCUUUUGCUUCAUAGUUUCAUCCAUACAACUAGUUUUAAUUCAUUCCAGUGUUGCUGUUGACAUCAAAUGUUAAAUUCGACCUAAAACCACAUGCGUAUCAUUUACUCUACAGGACGAGUAAUGGAAAGAGCUCCGUGAUCAACGCCAUGCUCUGCGACAAGGUGCUGCCUUCUGGAAUCGGACACACCACCAACUGCUUCCUGAGGGUGGAGGGCACUGAUGGCAACGAGGCCUUCAUCCUCACUGAAGGAUCUGAAGAGAGGAAGAGCAUAAAGGUCAGAGCAACACGUCUUUAAUUUGUACAACCUCUGUGUUAAAAGAAGUGUCUGUAAACCGGGCUCACGCUGAUGUUUUUUGUGUUUAAAGACAGUGAACCAGUUGGCCCACGCUCUCCACCAGGACGAGGACCUGGACGCUGGCAGUUUGGUGUGUGUCAUGUGGCCUAAAGCCAAGUGCGCUCUUCUCAGGGAUGAUCUGGUGUUGGUGGACAGGUGAGACACAAACUAACAGUGUUAAAUCAACAAAUUAAUUCCCACACCUUUUAAUCAGAAGAGCGAUUUUUUUUUUUCGAGCAAAGCUGGAUUUUGUGAGCUAUUUAGACACUUUAAGCUGUUCAAACUCUUUAAACCCCUCCUGACUGUGUCUGAAUUUGCCCUUUUACACAUGUAACACACAGUAGGAGGCGCUUUCUUGAUUAGUGAAACAAACUGUCUGGUUUAAAGAAAGGGUGGUGCUUGAAGAAAGUGUGCAAGAGAAGGACGACUGGUCUGUGAUGGUGAAUGUGUUUAUUAUUGCUCCGAAACAAAGAUGUAUCCACAGUGGAAACACAGGAGUCAAAAACAGCAGAUAAGAGGAACACCUCAAUGUUAUUGCAGGAGUGCUUUGCAUGUUCAAAAGGCGCUUUUCUUUGGUUGGUUUCAUAACGUUGGAGCCAGUUUUAACAUGUUUUUUGUUAGUCUAGCAGCACGCUGUAUUUAGAAGAUUUUUAGCACUUACAUUUUCCUCAGACUGCCACUUUGUUCUUACUCUGUUCAAAGAUGCAAGACAUACAUGAGCCUUCACCUGCAAUAAAUCACUGUCAGCUUGGCUUUUACUGAGGACCCAGGUUCAUCUUAUUUUGUUAAAAAUUCAAGAAACAAGUGUUAAACAUUUUCAAACUGACUCAGUAACAUCUGCAGGUUUUUUAUUUCAGCUCAGCUUUAACAAGGAUUACGUUUCUGUCGGGUUAAACCAUGAUGUGAAGUUUUGACUCUAAAUGUGAUUCUGAUGUUGCACAUCUGAUGGAGUAUAAUUUAGAUGCAUACUUGUGCAAGUGUUAAAUAGUGUACCUGAGAAUAUUUGCCCCUUAUCGUUCGAAGUAUUCACAGUCAUUCUUUGAUCACAUUUUUUUCAAAAAGCUUAAAUACUUGAACAAACAUUUAAAUUUCAACCACAACAGAGGAGCUUAAUAACCUUUCAGUGUAAAAGCUUUUUCUGUAAAUAUUCUUUUUGUAUGAAUUAAACUCACUCUAAUUCAGUGAACAUGGAUAAAUCUGUAGUUUUGUUAGGAUCUGGGUCUUGGAUCAAAUUCCUUCUUAAGGGUGCAGUCCAGCCACUGAAAUACAGAGGACGUUUUAGUUUUAGUUUUUUUUAGUGAUACGUGCGUGUAGAAAGAAGGAAAAAUCACUGUGUGUUUAAAUUUCAGUUUUCUUAUCCUCUUUUAUGUCUCGUCUCCAGUCCAGGUAUUGAUGUCACCACAGAGCUAGACAGCUGGAUCGACAAGUUCUGCCUGGAUGCUGAUGUGUUUGUGUUGGUGGCGAACUCUGAGUCCACGCUGAUGCAGACAGUAAGACUUAAAGUUAUUCUAAGGACCACAAUUUCAGCUAUUUUCAUGUUCACAUAGAUUUUCAGUUACUUUGAAAUAUCAGAGUGUGAUGGAUCUCAAGAAAAUGUCAGAAAUGUCUGGUUUUGUCCGUUACUCAAAAUAUUCAGUUUGAGGACAUAGAAAAGGAAAGGAAUAAGAAAAUCUGAUUAUAUGUUCAGCUGAUGUCUUGUUAAAUCAUUUGAAAUGAUUUCUCUCUCCCCAGGAAAAGUCCUUCUUUCACAAAGUCAAUGAGCGACUCUCCAGCCCAAACAUCUUCAUCUUAAACAACCGCUGGGACGCCUCAGCCUCGGAGCCUGAAUACAUGGAGGAGGUUUGUCAGAGUCCCUGUCUUUUAAUGGAAAUGUCUAGAUCGAGUAUUUGUUUCCCUUUAAACUGGAUUCAUUAGUUUCCCCACAGCUAGACCUGCCCUCUCACUGCUAAAAGAAACAUCUUCUGCUCACUGUACUCUGUUCACCCCAGAUCCCCGAUAAAGAGGAUGUACUGUCAUAGUGACUUCUUAUGUGUCUGUGUGUGACCUUACACUUGGUUCCCUUUGACUCUCUCUUGAUUCAGCUGCAGACUAAGAUUAGGCUGGUGAACGGUUUAACCUGUAUUACCACCUCUGAUACUUAAUCUAGUCUGCUGGGUGUGACCUGAGGAUCACCUCCUGCUCUCUCCUCUCCUCUUCCUGCCUGAUACGACCUGAGUCAAAGUUUAAAGUCUCCUCAGUUACCCUCAGUGUUAUCGAGCCGUGUGGAUACUCUUGUGAGGUUUUAUUUGCUCUGGUUGUGAAAUGACUCCGGUUGCGACAUGACGUCAAGAGAAGUCUUUGUGUUUUACUCACAGUUGAGACACGUAAAGUGCAGUAGAUGAAGUAUGUUUAAAUAGUUCCUUUAAAUAAAAGUCUAAACCAGCAACUUUGCAGCAGAGUUUUCACAAUUUUAGCACUUUUUAAAGAAGGGUUACUGCUGGGUCUUAAAAAGUCUGAAAACAUGUAAAAUCCACUAAUUUGAAUUUAAGGCCUUAAAAUAGCUAAAAUUCCCUUAAAACCUCAUAAAAUGUCUUAAAUACAAAGUUGAAAGGUCUUAAAAAUGUUUUGAUGUUACUUACAAAUGAAGAUUUAUUAGAAGUUAGUUUAAAAUGUUCCAGUUUCCCUUCAUGUCUUUUGUACUUUUUUGCCAGUAUGGAUGUAAAAUGGAUCUUAAAUUGUUUUCAUUAUGGUUUUAAAAAAGUCUUAAAGAGUCUUAAAUUUGACAUGUUGAAACCUGCAGAAACCCUGUUAAAGACAGCCUUUGACAUAGGUGAUUUUUCCUCCUUUUCCCUCAUCCUGUGUGAAGUCCUAUUUUGUCCAGUACCCAGCAGACACAUUAUGGUUAUCUGAAUCAAUACAAUGCCAAAAAUUGACAAACUGACAGCUGUCCUAAUAAGAAGCUGCUCCCUUGUUGCAUUGCUUGUUGUUAUUCACACUCAACAAAGGCUGUUUUUGCUCCAUCAGGUCCGCAGGCAGCAUAUGGACCGCUGCACCAACUUCCUUGUAGAUGAGCUGGGCGUGGUGGACCGAGGCCAGGCCAGCGAUCGCAUUUUCUUCGUCUCUGCCAAGGAAGUGCUCCAGGCUCGUGUGCAGAAGGCUCAAGGAAUGCCUGAAGCAGGUGAGGGGCCUGACAGAAGAAAUAGUUCCAUGAAGUAAAAGCAAGAGGAGCCACAUUUAAAAAUUAUGUCCUCCAAUCUGAAGAUUAAGAAAGUGAAAAAUUUUUCUGUUAAAAAAAAAAAUUCACACAUAAACGUGCAAUAAAUGAGACAAUGCCAGCUCAAAAAGAGUUUUCCCUUGUUUUAAGUGGGAAAUCAGUUCUGAUGAAACACUCAGCAGGUAUCAGCAGUCUUACAUUUAGUUUUUGUGUUUCAGGUGGAGCUCUUGCAGAAGGUUUUCAAGCCAGGAUGUUCGAGUUUCAAAACUUUGAGAGGCGAUUUGAGGUGAGAUCCUGAUGCAUGUAAAACAAAAUAUAUGGUUUCAUUGGGCCACAACUUUUGGUACUUGCCUCAAUUUACUAGGAAAGACUGUUUCUCGGUUCCUGAUGUGAUUGUUUAUUCAUUCCUUAUUACUCAGACUAAACCUGUGCUCAUUCAGGUACAGUCCAUGUAUAACAGAUACUAAAAAGUUAGCUCCAGCUUUACUCUGGAUAGGGAUGCACACUCUUAAAUCUGUGUUGCUGAUCCGUCUGCAUCUGUACACAGGAGUGUAUCUCACAGUCAGCAGUGAAGACCAAGUUUGAGCAGCACACAGUGAGAGCCAAACAGAUCUCUGAGGCCCUGCGUCGCAUCAUGGAUUCAGUUCACAUUGCUGCACAGGAGCAGAGGUGAGUCAGGUUUUAAAAGGACGGCAGUGAGCGUGAAAAUGAAGAGAACUUUGUAAGUGAUGGUUUUUGUGUUUGUGGUGGACAGGGUCUACUGCCUGGAGACCAAAGAGGACAGACAGGACAGAUUGGAGUUCAUAGACAAGCAGUUGGACCUGCUGACGAUGGACUGCAAGGCCAAGAUCAAGAAGAUCACAGAGGAGGUGGAGAGACAGGUGAAGCACAUAUGAUGUCCUUUCCUACCCGCUCCUGCAGCUGCAAGAAAACAGCUUCUUUUCCUCCCGAAUCUCUACAGAGAUUUAAUCAUUUACCUCUAUCACAUCCUCACCUCUUCUCUCUGCCCAUGUUCAGGUGUCUAAUGCGAUGGCGGAGGAGAUUAGGAAGCUCCACGUGCUGGUGGACGACUUCCACAUGGAUUUCCAUCCAUCACAAGUGGUGCUCAAGGUCUACAAGAAUGUAAGUACUCAGCAGAAGUCUUUGUCCUGGCUGUGAGCCCCACAGGGAGGGGCUGGAUGGAGGCUAAGCCUUCUGUCUGUCUGUGCAUGUUUUGUUUUCACAGGUGUGUACACAGCCUCUGUAACUGUUCUCUUGGAUAAAUCGGUAUGUGGACCAAUUCCAGCUCAAAUGGGUGUUUCAGCAUUCAGCAGAUCUGGGUGUGGUAUAAUUGAAGUCAUUCUGUCAGAAAUGAAUUAGGACAGAGUAUUUUUGUGUGGAGAUCUGUGACAGUCACUUGCUUGGCCUCUUAAAUGAAACAGCAUGAAGAAAUUUUAUUUGCUCUGCACCUUUUUAUACCAGAACCAUAAAUAAAAGUUCUUUUCAGUAUGAAAAUUACUUGCGGGAUAGAAGGAAAAUCAAACUCAACGUUGAGUGUUGGUAGGAAUCCUGUCCCAGUUGUUUCUGUGGGGUCUCCCCUUUGUCGAGGAAGGGUAAUACAUGACAGGUAGCGUCUGUCCUCAUUGAAAGCUCUCCUGCCACACAGGAGCAAAAUGCUUCUGCACGUCAGCAGUUAGCUGUCUGUCAGCUGUUGUUGUAUUUGUUGUGAUCAGCUGAUCUGUGUCAGCACUAGUCGUCCUGGUUAACCCUUGUGUUACGUCAGAAAGGCUUUCACUAACACUUGCACACCAGCUCAUCUGUAAAUCUUUGUACAGAUCAGUUGCUAAAUACCAAACACAGCCCUUCCCAUGCAGCAGUUUAGAAUUUCCAGAUUUCCCCAGGUUAGUAUUUUGUUUCCUCUUCACCCCUGAGCUGGUCUGACAUUCAUAUCAGGGCACAUAAUGGCCAUAUCUGAGUUAAGGCUGGACUAAGCUAGAAUACUGAAUGUGAACAUGAUAUUUUGAGUGUGUAUGCUGAAAUAGUCCUGCUCCCAAUAGAAGCAUUUUCCAGUCUCCUACAUCUGAGUUAGUCGGUUUGUACGUGCAGCACAGUGGAAAAGCUCAUCCGGGCCUCCUGCUGGCUCACUGAACCUGUAUAAAGCCUCCAUAAUCUGUGUUACGUAACAGCACUGCAGACUGAGUAAUGGUGGACUCGUUCAACCUCAACCUCACUGGAUGAGCACAGAGUCCAAAAGUGCUGCUCCUGCUUAAUCCUCGCUAUUCACAUCUGCAGAGCGCGUAAGCACAGACCAGGACACAGCCCUCCUUUUACUUAGAAAAGCCCAAAGUCCUAAACCUCUAACCUCAUUGAGAACCACAUCCACAUGGCUUGAUGCCCCGCAGUUAAGAAGGACUAACUCAGGUUUCAGGAUGCGGAAGUGCUGCAAUGUGUCAGUUCUUUUGUAAGCAGGACAAGUACAUUUCUCCAGCUUUUGCCUCUUUUAAUGAUUUACAUGAUCUUCUCUUGUUUAUUUGCUUUUGUUUGUUAGUGGGAUUGAUAUUAAUCUGUUUUACUGAUAAAUAUAAACAGAAUAAAGAAGCUCAGAUAUACUGUUUGUCUUAUUUUUAAAGUUGAGGGAAGAUUAUGAAAUUUCACUUUGAUAAAAACAAGCCCCACCCUGGUUUUAGCCUGUAUUCUGCUUUGAUUCGGCUUCAUUGAUUAUUGAUUUUGAACUCUUUUAGUAUCAGUGUACUUUCCACUCUACCUAUCCUUUUUAGAAAAACUACCAGCAACCUCAGUUUCACACUCUGCACUUAGAGUAGUAGGGUUGUCAAAGUACCAGAAUUUUGAGCUUUUAUACCACACUAGCAAAAAUCCAACAAUACCAAUACCUGUUUUGAUCCCAUAGAGAUAAAAUAACCUACUUCUGGACACCAAAAGUUGUCUAUUUUUCUUAUUCAAAAAGCAUUGGUAUAGAAAAACUCAAGACAAUCAAAAUCAAAUGUUCUGUUUGUGGUAAAAAAAAAAAGGCUGAAUAAAAGGAAUUUUCUUUUGCAUAGUUACUGAAAUAUUCCCUCAGUCAUCACUUUCAAUCUUUUUUUCUGCUCUGUGGAUCUGCACUCUGCACUUUUUUUAAGAGUUGAUGCUCUAAAUUCUAUUGAAUGAAAUUUGAAUGAGGUAGUCUUUCAAAGUAUUAAAGCACCAAAAAGCAGUCAAAAAAGUCAGUGAGUUGGGCAUCCAAAAUGUAAAGGAUUCAGUCAGCUAACUGUGGUUCCUCAGACUUAAAGGAACCCUGACAUACAGGAGAAUGUGCCUCUCCAAUUUCACAAUCUUUGAGCAUUGAGCUUUUUUACAGGCGUGUUCUUUCUAAAGAGAUGAUUGUACUGGUGAUGUGAAGGUGAGAAAGAGAGCAGACUGUCCAGGAAGAAGCAUGUCCAAGGCCAGGGGCCUCAGUAAAGUGGGGUUACAGCACUGGCUGUGACAUGUAAUGUCCUAUCCAGUCUGACUGCUGUGCUUUGUUGCUUUGCUUAUUUACCCUUGACAGACACAACCGAUUGGCUGAUUUGUUGAGAAACUAAGUGAGUAGGAGUUUUGUUUUCUGACUUGUUUUGUCCUCAUUUUGUUUCUAGGAGCUGCAUCGACACAUAGAGGAGGGUCUGGGCAAGAACAUGUCUGAAAGGUGCUCCACGUCCAUCACUGGCGCCCUGCAGGGCACACAGACUGACAUGAUAGGUAAAGCCCCCAUUGUUUAUGCUUUCCACUGGUUGCUGCGCCCUAAUGGGCUUUAAUGAACUGCUCGCUGUACUCAAAUGGCCACACAGAUUGGAAAUAUGUUGAAUCCUGGUGUAAAUAUGAAGUGGUGCACACGUUUAAAUUGUUGAUAAUUCACACUGACUGUACCAUCCUGAUCCAGAGAUGCACACUGACCGUUUUUCUGUCUGUGUUGUUUCCAGAGGGUCUUAAGCCCCUGCUGCCCAGCCCGGUCAGAGAGCAGGUGGACAAGCUGGUUCCUCGUCAGUGUUUUAGCCUCAGCUAUGACCUGGCCUGUGAUAAGCUCUGCAGCGACUUCCAGGAGGACAUCAGCUUCCACUUCUCUCUGGGCUGGACCAUGUUGGUCAACCGUUUCCUGGGACCCAAGAACACCAAGCGGGCUCUGAUGGGCUACAACGACCAGGUAAUACUUAAAGAUGAUGACCCACAUCUUUCAGUGUUCCCAAAGUCUGUAGAGCCCCUUACAUGAUGGGAUUUUUCAUCUUACUUUUGUUGUUCUAGAUAUUUUAAUAUGAGCAGAUUACAGUAAAACCAAGAGGUUUUGAUGUCCUCUGUGCUUGCACAUUACUGCCACCUGCUGAUCAGAGGAAGAGAGUGAAAUCAUAGAUAGGGAUCUUGUAGCAUCACUUUUGUAAACAUUAGCACCCUUGUGCUUGAUUGGAGGGAUGAAACUUUAAAGAUAACGCCUCUGAAAUCACAGAGCACCUCCUCUCUCACUUUUGGCCUUUUUAUGGGACUCAAAUCUCACGCCUGCUUCACUCCUGGACUAGUUGACACUUCAAAUAAAGUUUGUAUGUGAGUUAGCUAGUCAAAAAAAAUGUGUCUGUUCAUGUUAAGUGACUCCCUGUGUUAGUGUUUGUUAGGAUUUCUUCCACUUCAUGUCCACUACUCUGCUGAUCCAGUAAAGAGUUCAGCAGAAGCUGCAUUUGUCAACAGAGCUUCUCAGUGAUAUGCUCUUUUUAGGGUCAAAAAACUAAAAGAGGAAGCAAGGGUCAAAAGUUACAGCCUGUUUGUGUAUUUCCUACAGGGACACGAUGAAAAUCAGAACCAAAAGGUAACUGGCUGUAGUGUCGUAGGCUGUGACCCUGCUCCUGUAAAAUCUUUUAGUCUGUGACUGAAAUUUCUGUAGAUGUGAAGGGAUAUCAGACUUAAUCUGUCUAAAAAUCCUGCUUUGUUAGCUUAAUAAACUGCAGAGGUAGUAAUACAUUUGUAAACCUUGAUAGUGGAGGAACCCUGAUAUGUAGUAUUUUGUGCAUUUUAGUCAUCCUGUAGAAAAAUCGGUUCACUCUCCAUGCAGUAAAUCACUCAUAUCAGCAGCCCUCAGACUGUAUUAAUGCAUUUAUAUUCUCACCUGAAAGUAAAAGAUGCAACAUGUAGUUCUGGCAUUUUUACAUAAAGCACACACUCCGCAGUAUCACCCCCCCUUAACAUGCUGUCAGCCCAGGAUCAGGACUCUCGCAGUCUUACCCCGUGUCUCUGAAUAAUCAGCUGUUCUCUCCCUGCAGGUCCCUCGGCCCAUGGCUCUGACUCCCGUCAGCACCAGCAUGCCUCCAUUCCCACAGAGCUCCAUGACCCAGGAAGAGCUGAUGGUCUCCAUGGUGACCGGCCUGGCCUCCCUUACCUCUCGCACGUCCAUGGGUGUCCUUGUGGUUGGCGGCGUGGUGAGAAAACACACAUGAUGAUUUGUUCAGAAGGGAAAAAAAAAUUAAAUCAAGCUAAACAGUUAGAAUGUCUAUUGGUUAACAUAAUAAUAAUGAUGAUAACAACAAUAAUAAUAAUUUUAUUGAUAUAGCAUGUUAAAAAGACAAGUUACAAAGUGCUUAACAUUUAGAAACAGUUGAUAAAUGAGAUUUAAAAAACAAAACAAAACAGUUUAUGGCUUUAGUUGUAGAACGUCACAUACCAACAAAUUAGGUUUAAGAUGUAAACAAAUAACUUAUCUAAACAAAAAAGUAAAAUGUUUAUGUCAAAUUCUUGCAAAAAUUUCCUGUUUAAUAGUUUCAUCCUUUCUAGAAUGAGAAUGACACACUUUUUGUCUCAAAAUGUAACAGUUUGAUAUUUUCAGGCUGUUUGAACACAAAUGUUUUAAGGCGACACUUCAUGCAAAAAAAUGUCUUCCUUUUUUUGUCAGUUCAUUUGAAUAUAUAUCAACAGAUUCAUGACUAAAGGCGCAAAAAAUCAUUGUUGGUCACUUUAGUAGCUAUAAGCUUUUUAAUUUCUGUGAGGAAAACCUCAUAAGUUUUUUCGACCAUGUUCUUGUAGCUUAUAAGCAGCAAAAAAGAGUUAGGGAUUCAACUAUAAGGAAGACUGAAACAAUUCCAUCAAAAAAUCAAGAAAAAAAAUCACAAAUGUUUAACUCAGAUCUAAAUCUGUGUCUGUCUGUGUGUGCAGAUCUGGAAGGCAGUGGGCUGGCGUCUGAUCGCCCUCUCAGUGGGUCUGUACGGACUCCUCUACAUCUAUGAGAGGCUCACCUGGACCACCAAGGCCAAAGAGAGAGCCUUCAAGAGACAGUUUGUGGACUACGCCAGUGAGAAGCUGCAGCUCAUCGUCAGCUACACCGGCUCAAACUGCAGCCACCAAGUCCAGCAGUGAGCAUGUUACCUGUUUACACAAUCAUUACUUUUUUACCUCAGAGCUGCUGUAGUGACGCACAUAGUUAUAUUUUUAUGGUGAAUCAUUGAAGAACUGUAUGUGUUGUUUUUUUAGUGAGUGUCUUAACUCUGUUUGUGUCCUGCUGUCUGUGGUGUUCAGGGAGUUGGCAGGUGUGUUUGCUCAGCUCUGCCAGCAGGUAGACGUCACCCGCCAGAACCUUGAGGAUGAGAUUGCUGACAUGAACAGCAAGAUCGAGCUGUUGGACAGUCUGCAGAGCAAGGCUAAGCUGCUGCGGUAAGAACCACACACACACCAACAGCCAGACGUGUGUGUCUGAUGUUGAAAAGUUCAAAUACUCUUGCAUUAGGUUUAGUAAUAAAUAUCUGAGGACUAGUCUUGCAAGAAGAAACAAAUCAUCAGUUUGUAACACAUAUCCACGUCAUCUUCAUGAUUUGAAAAUGCAACAGAAAAAAACAGGCUUUGUCCAUGAAACAAGUCCUGAUAUUUAGCAAUAUCCGCAUUAAACAGCACUAUUGUUUUAUAUUCUGUUUACUUCAGAUUAGAGUUAUCUAAAAAUGAUGGUCAGUAUUCACAAAAUAAGUGAAGUGCAGUACAGCGAUUAGGGAUACCUGAGCUCUUUCCUCUCAAAGCCAAAUGUUGACAACUAACACUGCAGCAGGAUUUACAUCUCCAUCACAACAGGAUUACCUGCUUAAAGGUGCUGCUUCAACAGAUGACUGUGUUGUCAUGAGUCUGAUUUGAUUUAAAGAAGUGGGUUGCAGCUGUUACUCACAGUCAAACUGGUGAGCAUCACUCCGAGCUCUGCUAAAGCUCUGUUAAUUAACUGUAAACGCCUUUGACUUCUGGGACGUUUUUCACAAUAAAAGUCCUGCCAUCAUGUUGUUCAAAUACCUGUAUACUGAGACAACCAUGCAGGGAAUGGCAUAUUUUCAGCAGCAGUAAUUUAACACAACUCCAAGAGUUAGAUCAAGAACAUUUAUUAAACACAAACAGGGAAGCCGGAAGAAACAAAGAUCCAGAUCACACAGAUUUAGGCUGAAGAGCUGAACGAUGUCGUCUUUCUCUAGUCUCAGGCAUAGACAUUACUUGUUUGAGGGGGUGAGAGUCGUAGCAAUGAAACAUAUUUGAUCUUUUGUCAUUUUUGUUACACCAUGAUAUAAUAAUGUGACUGCAAAAAGCAAAAUAACACCAUUGAAUACAUUUUUUGCCCACCCCUUAUAUGUAUCCCUGCCCCUGUUGGAAUUACAAAUCAGCCAAACUAGACUCAAAAUAAAGAAAAUUAGUGUGCAGAGGAUGUGUGAUCAAUAGGGGACAUUUUAUUGUGUUUUAGCUCUCUCACAUAUUCAGUAUUUAAAAUUAGGCUGCAGCUACAAGUGCAAGAAUCCUGCGGUAUAUAGAGGGCCUUGGUUGAAGCCUAGAAUACCGUUUUGUGUUGGACCUAUUGCUGUAACAAACCCCAUGGAUUCAGUUGCCAUAGUUUCUCAUGAACAAAAAAGAAGGGAACAAAUUGUGACCAGAAACCUGUGGUAUGACGAGCACAGACAUUGCACUGCCAACUAGCACUAAGACAGAGUAUUGCAGAGUGACGCAGACACACCAACACAGAUGAAUGUUGUGCAUAUGAUGGCAUCUGUUGGAUCAAAAUAACAUGAACUAAAAACAUAUAUUGUAAAUAAUCAGCACUGGCAUGAUGCUGCCAUCAAACAUGGCUGCAGUUAUGCUUAAUCCAGAGAUUCAUUUUAUCCCAUAACUUUCCAAACGAAGUCCUAAUUAUAGGCUGCAAGUUUAAAAUUAAUUUCUUAAUUAAUUUAAGACUAGUAUAUAAACUUAAAAGUUAUAAAGCAAACUUUUAAACAGCGUAUUUAUAGACUGGGAUGCAAUGUGAUGUGUUAGCUUGGUUGAAUAAGUAAAUAUGAAUGUGUUUUGUGUGCCAUUUAGGAACAAGGCGGGCUGGCUGGACAGCGAGCUCAACAUGUUCACGCAGCAGUACCUUCACCACAGCAAGUAAACCUGACAGAGCGUCCGCCCGAGAGACUGAACACUUCCAGAGGAACAUGUGGUACCUAACAUUGUCAAAAAGAAGGGAAAAGGGGGGGAAAGGGGAGAUCACCUUUGAGGGGUUGAUUUUAAAUCAGCUGAGUGAAGGGCAGAGUCCCGUGGUCAGCUGAUGAGCUGCCACACAAAACUGAAAGGAACUAGACGCCAAAUCGUAAAAGCAAACAAAAAAAAGGCUGUAGAGCUGAAUUCUAGAUAAAUUAUUACUCUGUUAGGCACUGUCAUGUGCAGUUAUGAUGAAACACAAGUGAGCAUGAACCUGAAGUCUCUAUAGACGGCUGAUAGAUCCGACUCCAGAGCAGAAACACAGUCUGAGCUCUCCUGAAUCCUUAAAAAACACUGUGUGACUUAAAGAGCUUCUGUCUGAAACUUCCCAGCUCACUCUGCCACUCUGACCUUGUAUAUUUAAUUUUGUACAUACACUCUGGACACGUGCCAUGCUUUAGGAAAAGGCAGUCCACAUGAGGGAACUGAAAGAAAGUGGCUUAUUUAAAAGAGGAAAAAACUGAAGAAAUGCUCAAAGGUUUCCUCUUCGUAUUGUUGAAUAAUAUUUGAUAGAGGUAGUGUUCAUGUCUGAAAAUGGUGCAGAGAAGGAGGACAGUUUGAGACAGAAACGGCACAUGAGAGACUUAAUUUAUCAACGUGUGAUUUAUUUAACAAUCCAGUUUGAAGCAUAUUAACUCUAUAACCUGUUCACCUCUCUGUACAUUAGCCCGACCUUUUCUUCUAUCCAGUGCUUGUCCUGUCCUGUUCCUUCUGAGAGUGAAUAUAAGUCCUAAUUUCUGCAGGAGAAAUCCAGCAACAGUGAUUUAACUGCAUUAAUUUGUGCGAAUAUCAUGCAGCAGAAAUAAUAGUCAGAAAAACAGAGACUGCUGUUGGUCAACUUGGAGGGAAAAAUCUUGUGUAAUUCCACAUUUUUGUCGGUCUGAUAAUUUGCAAAUCCAAACCAACAGUGAAUGAAAACAUGAACAGGUAGAGUCGAGGGGUUGUUCCCACAACUUAUUCCAGAAUAAACAGCACUUUCACAGGUUAAUACUUUCCCUGGGUGGCAUGUCUUUGCAAAGUUGGCAUGUUGGAAACACUGAGCUCACUAUUUUUCAAUAUGCCGAUGUUAUUUUUCAAACGUUAAUCAAACAGGAAGUGGUGCUGCGUUUGUUCUUUGAUUCAGAGGUAUCUGCGAUGUCAGGCUGUGAUACACAUAAUACUUCUUAUGAGAUAUACUCGCUGUUGGUUUGGGUCUGCACAUUAGAUCUGUUGACAAAACUUAUGUUGAAUCUCACAAGGGUGAUUUUUAUCUUGGUAAUAAUGAUUUUAAUUGGUAUGAUAGAAGAUCAAGACCACAAACAAUGAUACUCCACAAAGUUCAGACCUUAUUUAAGCUCCACGUGUUGACCAUUUUCCUGAAUUUAAACUGAAAUGACACCCUGGAAAGUCUCUCCGAUGAAUCAGCCAAUAACUUCUUCUCUCAAACUAUUAAAAUAACACGUCAACUAUUAAAAUAAAAACAUAGAAAAAAUGCCAAAGAGACGUUUGAGCUUGUUUCUAGAGUCUCCGCUGCAGAGCUCAUCCACCAGAGAGCACUAAAGUUUAUGUUUAAAUGUGAUCUUGAGCAUUUACAUGAGCACUUACAACCCAAACUGAGAGAGACAGAAGAAUAAAUAAGGGACCUUUUCUUCAUUAAGUAAUAAGUAUUUGUGCCAGACAUAAACCAAGUGGCUAAAAAGUCAUGUUACGGUUGAAUUUGGUUUGAUGUGGACACUAAAACAAAACCAGGGUGUUGCUUCUCUUCCUGCUUCUCUCUAAUCCAGCUCUGAAUCCAGACUUUUAAGUUAUUUUCUCAUUCUCACACUUUUCUUCAGAUUUCUGCGGCCGGUUUCUUUACAUAUCUAAUAAACAUGUUUUAGAGAAAGAAGUUUUUAACAUGAGGCAUUGGCACUGUUGCUGCCGCCCUCAGUGUCAAGUGUAUCUUAAUGAGUUUCACUUUAUUGUCUUGCACUGAACGCGUACAGUAUGUAAGCUGGGCUCUGUGACUGCAGAGAUGUAAACCUGCUCUUUUUUGCUUCUAUCAGCAAAUACUUGACUCCCAACGUGGAAAUCUGGACUCAAAUCUGUUACUGGGUGCGUGAGGGGGUAACCUCUGGUUACUUUCUCGCUGUUUUCAAAUGAAAUUUUACAUUUGGUUACUAAAGUGUGUGUUUAAUGUAACUUAAUAAUCUGCCUUUGGAUUGGGACCCAGAAGAAAAUGCCCAAAGAGACGAAACCACAUCUGAGUGGAUGUGCCUGGAUUUACUGAAGCGUGAAAAAGCCGUGGUUAUUCGACCAUAUUGUAAAUUAGAGCUUUUCACUGUGUGUUGCCAAGUGAGCAGGAUGGCUGCCGUACGACACUUCCUUCAGAGUGAAGACUUGCACUUUAUAAACUUGCUGCUUUUUUUUUGUUUUGUGAUUUCUUUGGAUUUCUUGUUUUUUCCUCCUAAAAUGUAAAAACCACAGAGUCGCUGUGUUUGACUUCAGGAAGCUGAAAGUACCUGCAUGCUGUGGCUGUUGUAGUUUAUUGUCCUGUUGAAAUGUUCACGCAUAUGUAUGUAUGUAAAAACAAAUAAAAUAAAGGUGACACAAUAAUUAAAGAAAAGUUGACUCA
Molecule: messenger RNA, 18816 nt
Organism: Xyrichtys novacula (pearly razorfish)
Lineage: Eukaryota; Metazoa; Chordata; Actinopteri; Labriformes; Labridae
Source: the annotation of a GenBank genome assembly